GGGGAGAGAGCGGGGAUGGCCUGCCACUCUGCUCUCUUCAAGAUUCGCUCAUGCGUAUCUCACCGAGAGAAGAGGCAAAGCUCACCCUACACCUUCUAGGCUCUCUCGCCCAGAAGCGCCUCGCCCGAGGUCUGAAGCUCAAUCAGUCGGAGGCGACCGCUCUCAUUGCGGCUCAAUUACAAGAGCUGAUCAGAGAUGGUAACCAUUCCGUCGCGCAGCUCAUGCAAAAGGGCAAGGAGAUGCUAGGGAGGCGGCAUGUGCUACCGGCUGUGCCGAGCUUGCUCCAUGAGAUCCAGGUUGAGGGAACGUUCCCAGACGGGGUGUUCUUAGUCACUGUUCACGAUCCUAUAUGCACGGACAAUGGAGACCUCAAUGCGGCUCUCUACGGCUCAUUCCUUCCCGUUCCUUCGAAUCAGCAGUUCCCCUUGGACGCGCACGAGCUUUAUGAACGGAGAGCGGGACCAGGUGCUGUGAUCGUUCGCAGGGAGCCGAUUCAUCUCAACAAAGGUCGUGAAAGAACCAAAUUGCGAGUUACGAACAAUGGGGAUCGGCCAAUCCAAGUCGGCAGCCAUUAUCACUUUAUCGAGACGAACCCGCAACUGUCUUUCGAUCGCGCCAAGGCAUAUGGCAAGAGGUUGGAUAUCCCGGCUGGGACCGCAGUGCGUUUCGAACCCGGAGAUGUGAAGACUGUGACGCUUGUGCCGAUUGCCGGAAACCAGGUCAUUACGGGGGGAAAUCGCCUGGCGUCCGGCACAGUAGACUUGGACAGGACCGACGAGAUCGUAAGGAACCUUAUCCAAAAAGGAUUUGCGCAUGUACCAGAGCCGACUGCAUGGAUCGGUGCAGAGGUGAAGGAGGUGAGCAGGGAGGUAUAUGCAGGGAUGUUUGGUCCCACAAUCGGGGACCGAGUGAGGUUAGGGGACACAAGUCUGUGGAUCGAAGUUGAAGAAGACUAUACUGUGUACGGCGACGAGUGCAAGUUUGGCGGGGGCAAAGUGAUUCGGGAAGGUAUGGGCCAAGCGACCGGUCGACACUCUGCGCUUGCGCUGGAUCUGCUGAUCACGAAUGCGCUGAUCAUCGACUGGAGCGGUAUCUAUAAGGCUGAUAUUGGCGUGAAAGACGGAAAGAUCACCGGCAUCGGUAAGGCUGGAAACCCCGAUGUGAUGGAAGGCGUAGAGGCCAGCCUCAUUGUCGGUGCGAGCACCGAGGUGAUCGCCGGCGAGAAGCUCAUUGUCACGGCGGGUGCGGUUGACGCCCAUGUGCACUACAUCUGUCCGCAGCAGUGGACUGAGGCCAUUGCGAGCGGAGUGACGACCCAUAUUGGUGGAGGGACUGGUCCAAGCGCGGGAACAAACGCGACGACCUGCACACCUUCGCCGUUUUACAUUCGGACGAUGUUAGCGGCGACCGACACGAUUCCCAUGAACUUUGCCUUUACGGGUAAAGGGAAUGAUUCCGGACCAGAAGCACUGGAAGAUGUGGUCAGAGCGGGUGCUGCGGGUCUGAAGCUGCACGAAGAUUGGGGCUCAACCCCAUCUGCCAUAAUGAAUUGCCUGGAUGUAGGGGAUAAGUAUGACGUACAAGUCAACAUUCACACCGACACCCUGAACGAGUCUGGCUUUGUUGAGAGCACGAUUGCGGCAUUCGGGAAUCGUACGAUACAUACCUAUCAUACUGAGGGCGCUGGUGGCGGGCAUGCGCCUGAUAUCAUUGUAGUCUGUGAGCAAGAGAAUGUUCUGCCAUCGUCGACAAACCCUACUCGGCCAUAUGCGACCAACACCCUGGAUGAGCACCUGGAUAUGCUGAUGGUCUGUCAUCAUCUAGACAAGUCGAUCCCCGAAGAUCUGGCCUUUGCAGAAUCGCGCAUCCGCGCCGAGACCGUAGCGGCAGAAGAUGUGAUGCAUGAUAUCGGGGCAAUCUCGAUGAUCAGUUCUGAUUCUCAGGCGAUGGGCAGGGUGGGCGAAGUCGUCAGUCGCACCUGGCGCACCGCGGCGAAGAUGAAGGAUGUUCGAGGCCCGCUGGUGAGCGAGGGCGAUACAAAGGAGAAGGACAACAUGCGCGUGAAACGAUACAUUGCAAAGUACACCAUCAACCCGGCGAUCACGCACGGGAUGAGUCACAUGAUAGGCCAGGUUGCCGUGGGGACGCUGGCUGACCUCGUGCUGUGGAAACCAGAGAACUUUGGUACGAAGCCCGAGAUGGUCCUGAAAUCGGGAGUGAUCGCAUGGGCCCAGAUGGGAGAUGCGAACGCUAGCAUACCCACUGUACAGCCCUUCCUCUCCCGGCCGAUGUGGGGCUCCUACCCCGCCGCAGCAGCGCUUAACAGCGUCUCCUUCGUCUCGUCCAUCUCGAUUGAAUCCGGGAUAAUCGCGAGCUACAACCUAUCUAAACGGUUCACAGCAGUAAAGGACUGCAGGAAAGUGACUAAAAUGGAUAUGAAGCAUAACACUGCCAUGCCGAGGAUGAGGGUCGACCCGGAGACGUAUGCUGUCCAUGCGGAUGGGGUGCUGGCGAGUGUCCCACCGGCGAGAGAACUGCCGCUUGGGAGAGGGUACAACGUCUUCUAGCACGGUGGAGUGGACGAGCGAUCGAACGAAGGAGUUAUAAUGUCUUCUAGCGCGAUGGAGUUGACGAAAGAAAGAACGAACGAACAAACGAAGAUCGAUAGUGAGGAGGUUGACGGGUGGAAGUCUGUGGCGUACUGUACUUGACGAUGCACCGGGACCGGGGAAGUAGCAGAUUGGUAUAUGGCGCACAGAUUGGGUGUGCUGUAAGUGAACGAACGUGAAUCCAAAUGAGAAUAAG
Messenger RNA from Dacryopinax primogenitus, 2805 nucleotides. RefSeq names its product urease. The record is from RefSeq and is a predicted model, not a curated record. NCBI's taxonomy places the organism in Eukaryota, Fungi, Basidiomycota, Dacrymycetes, Dacrymycetales, Dacrymycetaceae. Gene Ontology annotation, molecular function: nickel cation binding; urease activity. Bases 51 to 2567 code for a protein of 838 amino acids. Gene Ontology annotation, biological process: urea catabolic process. The transcript is spliced from 13 exons. Gene Ontology annotation, cellular component: urease complex.